This is a messenger RNA of Magallana angulata, 3237 nucleotides long. RefSeq lists its product as uncharacterized. Bases 170 to 1876 code for a protein of 568 amino acids. The transcript has 8 exons. Lineage: Eukaryota; Metazoa; Mollusca; Bivalvia; Ostreida; Ostreidae. The record is from RefSeq and is a predicted model, not a curated record.
UACAUGAUGUUGCUAGCUCGUUGUGACAUACCUUUUGGCUAAUUGUAAAUAAAAGGGUUGUGCAAACCCUACUUUUGCCAGAAAGAAGCAAGACGUCGAAUGCAAGACACCUAAAGUAGAAUCUUUAGGCCACAGACGAAUUUUGCCGAGUCAGGAAUUAUUUGUUAGAAUGCCACGAGGGGGAUUGAGAGGACGAGGAAGGGGGCGUGGUCGUGGUCGUGGGGGCCGAAGAGGUGGAAGGGGGCGAUCUCAAAACAGGAGCCCAGCGCAAGUUACAGUCGACACAGAGAAAACGGAUAUUAAUUUGGAGACUAACCCCCAGGACUAUUUUACCGGGAAUGUGACAGUGGAGCAGCACUACAACGGACAGAACGAGAACAGGGAGAGGUACGCCGCCACCAUGGCCGUGCUGCAGGAAAACGGGGUGGACGUGGCACAAAAUGCUCGAAUUCGAGCUUUAGCUGCUGCUUGGGCACGUAAAGAUUUCAAAUUGGCAGAAUCCUUCCUUGGAAACCGUGAUAAUUUUGGUUUGAACGAGGUUCUGAAAGCUCUACAGCUUCUGGAUGCAGGGCGACAGGCAAGGGUGCUGGAAAAAAAGAUGAAAAUGCUGCAGGUGUCCAAAAACAAAGUCAAAUCAACAACCAUGGGAAAGCUGAAAUCAGACAUUGACAACCUCAAUAAGAUGAAAUCACCGUAUGGCUCUGCCAGUGGUGCGGUCUGUAAACAUAUCAGGAGAUGGGUGCAACAUUUCACGGCAAAGGAACUGGAGUUCUAUGCUAUCCAUUUUCCUAAAGAACCCUGGAAGAAACUUGCCGAUAUCUGCCAUUUUCACCCACAAAAGGAUUUCCCCUCCCUGGACUGGUUCCUGCCCUACUGCUAUGGACAGUCCGCCCCCGCUGACACCACUGUGGGUCGUAUGGUGUCAAUGAAUGCUGAGAAUGUGAACGAGCUAUUGGAGGGCCUCAAUAUUCCGUAUCUAACAGUGAAACCUCACAAGGACAAACUGACAAAUGUCUCCAAAGGUCGCAUAGCAGAUCGGGAGGAUAAACUGGACACUGUUUUAUGGUGGUAUGAGGAGCUGGCCUGCCCGGAAGUGGAUGACGCUGUACAGAGGAGGCUGGAGAAAGCAGACCCAGUGACCUUACCCAUUGGCAAGCUUCUGGAGCGGCUUAUGGUCUUCAAAUCUCUGAAUGCCAAGUUCUAUCAUGAUCUAUUGAAGAUUGCAGAGUACAGGCUGAAGCAGAUCAAGCUUCCCUUGGAGUCUCCUGUUUUUGUGAUGGGAGAUGCUUCAUCAUCCAUGUCUGUUGCUGUGAAAACCAGUACCAUCAUCGCUGGGAUUUUGACGGCCAUUACCUCAGCUAAACUUUCAUUCUUCAACGGUACACACAGAGAACCAGAUAAAGUUCCAACCAGUGUAGAGGAGGUGCUAGAGCUGGCUUUAAAUACUCCAGCCAGUGGAUGCACUGCUAAUGCAGCCAGCUUGUAUCCUUACUAUGAACGGAAGGAGGUCCUUAAGACUCUCAUCAUGGUCACAGACGAGGAGGAGAAUACCAACUUUCAGAACUUCAGAUUCAAGGAGCUAUACACCAAAUACUGUGAGGAGGUGUACCCAGCCAGGCUGGUCUUUGUGUCCUUCCUCCAAAACCAGCACUCCAAAGGACAGAUGGUGACGGAGUUCAAGGCCAGCAACAUUGACGUCAUGCAGUGCGUGUUCCAUAGCUCCCAGCCGGAUCUGACCAAGCUGGAUAAACUGUUCGGACUGCUGUCGGCUGAGACGCAGUCGUUUGAGGAACAGAUCAAAAUGACGGAGGAGCAAGUGAGGACACAGGGGGUAGACAAGGUGUUUGAAAAAUUCAAGUCCAGUCAAGGACAGUAAAAUGAAUUUGAUUUCAUGGUGCAAUAAUUAAUUAUCUUCAUUUGCUGUGAUUAUUUAUGCAUUAUAUAUUACUAGUUGUUGUUUUUUUUAACUUUACACUGACUGAGCACUUUUUACAUUUGUUGACGCGUUUUGUUAUAGAUGUGAUAUUAUUUAUUUCUUAUAGAAACUAUGAUAUUAGAAAGUGUGACUAAGGUUUAUACAACCUUCUGAGGUAAACUUUUGUCUUGUCUACUUAUGUACAUGUAUUAGUAUUUACUGUUAACAAGAUAGAUUCUAUUACACCUAUUUUGAUGUUGAUGUUCAAAGUCUUUGUCAUAAUCUACCUGCAUAUCAGGAUCUUAAUUUGAUUAUUUAUACAUGUAAAUAAAAUAUUAUAAUUUUAAUAUUUACAUGCCUAGUUGUUUUUUAUACAUGUGUUGAUGUUAUUUCAAAAGUACCAAAAAUUUUAUGUGCACAGUAUGUGGUAUUUUUAUAGUGUAAUUGUAUAACUGUAUUAUUAGAAUAGUUUACUUAUUUUUAUGUGCAUAUAUUUAGUUUACAGAAUUUAUAAGCAAAAGCUCAAUAAGGUUUGACUUGUACAAAUUACUAGUUGUAUAGCUAUGCCAGAUAAAUCUCGUUCUCUUUGAAUCCUUGAGAAAUGUACAAUACUUUCAAAUUGCAUGUUUUAAUAUUGCUAAAUGAAUAUACUGGUAGUUGGUUUCAUUAAUUUCAACACAUUUGUAAGGGUGCCAAAAAAUCUUAAAAUCAAAUUGUAUCAGCAAUUAUAAGGACAUGUUAUACAUUUAAAGACAUGUAUGUAAUACAUCAAAUUUUUUUGUAAAGCACAAUAGAUGAAGUACCAGUAAUAGAAUGUGUAUAACUGUUUUACUGACAGUCUGCAAAGUCAUGCAAUGUCUGUAUAUUGGUUAUCUCAGAAGUCAUCCUUUGUCUGCAUUGGCUAACUAGAAAACAGCCACCUGCACUUUUUUGGUACAUUCAUUUUCUCUGGAUGUUUAAGAAAUUAUGUAUAAGAAACCUUUUCCAUCAAUUUGUUAAGUCAUGAGCCACGCAGUAAUGAAAUUGAACUCCGAUGUUUAUUUGUAACAAAAGUACUGUUAGAUUUAAUAUUUGAGUGUUUCAUUUAGACAUGUGUGACUUGUGAUAGUGAUAUAUACCGGUAGUGUGUUUUUACUUUUAAAUGUUAAAAUUUAUAAAUUUUGUCAAUGAAUGAAUUUUAUGUGUAGGCAGGCAUUCAAUGUCUCUUUGAUCAGUUUGUUUGUGUACAUGAAAGACCAAUUUCUUUUGGCCAUUUUGGCCACAUUUUAUUGCAAUACAUGUACUCUGGUACUUUAAACUUAAAUAAAUCAGUUGUGAAAUAA